Rasamsonia emersonii CBS 393.64 is the source of this 1182-nucleotide messenger RNA. RefSeq names its product DNA-3-methyladenine glycosylase. The transcript is spliced from 4 exons. Lineage: Eukaryota; Fungi; Ascomycota; Eurotiomycetes; Eurotiales; Trichocomaceae. Gene Ontology annotation, cellular component: nucleus; protein-DNA complex. Gene Ontology annotation, molecular function: alkylated DNA binding; DNA-7-methylguanine glycosylase activity; DNA-3-methyladenine glycosylase activity. The record is from RefSeq and is a predicted model, not a curated record. Gene Ontology annotation, biological process: DNA alkylation repair; base-excision repair, AP site formation; base-excision repair. Bases 1 to 1182 code for a protein of 393 amino acids.
AUGGCUCUGAGGCGUUCUGCUCGAAUCAGUGCCGCCGCUGACCGGCAGGCAGCCGAUACGCAAGUCACGACUACGGUCAGGGAAACGAAGACUAAGACCGAGAGAAAUGGAGCUAGGAAGAAGCGGAAGACGUCCGCAGAGGAUUCUACAGGCACAACACCGGCCGAAGCCGCAAUUGACGUCUCUGAACCCCCGACCAAGCUGAAUCGCAAGCGAACGGGCCAGACGGACGAUGGGCCGUUCUCGAACGGUACGACGAGAGUCACACCGCCUCCUCUUGACCGUCCCGUCGAGCCUCACAGGACGAAUGCCAUCCUUGUGACACCACGGGGAAGCUCCGUGGUUGCCUAUCCGCCUGGAGCGGAAAGCGUGUCGCCGAGCAAGACGGGGCUUCCGCAACCCGUCGCGACAACGGGCACGCUCCUCGAAAAGGCGGUUGCCCAUCUGAUCGCAGCCGAUCCGCGCCUCAAGCCCCUCAUCGACAAACACCCCUGCCCGCUGUUCUCGCCGGAAAGUCUGGCAGAGCCGAUUGACCCGUUUCAGAGCCUGGCCAGCACUAUCAUCGGGCAGCAGGUAUCGGGCGCGGCGGCCAAGUCGAUCAAGAACAAAUUCAUUGCACUUUUCAACAGCAACAGCGCUGACGGGCCGGACGAGACGCCGACGUUUCGGACGGCGAAGCGCUUUCCGACACCCGCGGAGGUCGCCCAAUGCGACAUCGCGACGCUGCGGACAGCAGGCCUUUCCCAGCGGAAGGCGGAAUACAUCCAGGGGCUGGCGGAGAAGUUCGUCAGCGGGGAGCUGAGCACGGAGAUGCUGCUGAAGGCGAGCGACGAGGAGAUUUUGGAGAAGCUCACCGCGGUGCGGGGGCUGGGCAAGUGGUCCGUCGAGAUGUUUGCCUGCUUCGCGUUGAAGCGGACGGAUGUGUUCUCGACGGGGGAUCUGGGUGUGCAGAGAGGCUGCGCAGCCUUCGUCGGCCGAGACGUGAACAAGCUCAAGGCCAAAAAGGGGGGUGGAAAGUUCAAAUACAUGCCCGAGAAAGAGAUGCUAGAGCUGGCCGAGAAGUUUCGACCAUACAGGGUAUAUACGAUAAAUGGAGCUGCAUGUACUACUAUGACUAGGAUAGACAACGGACGCAAAAGCCGGACGGAUGUAGAACAAAAGAAAUGCUUUCUUGACAGAUAG